This is a messenger RNA of Phyllostomus hastatus (greater spear-nosed bat), 543 nucleotides long. It is a transcript of the gene TDRD10, whose product is annotated as tudor domain containing 10. The transcript has 6 exons. The record is from RefSeq and is a predicted model, not a curated record. NCBI's taxonomy places the organism in Eukaryota, Metazoa, Chordata, Mammalia, Chiroptera, Phyllostomidae.
AUGGCUCAGAGUGACCGCAGCCGUCCAGGCGUGGGGAGUGAACAGACUCGGAGGCUGCAGGCAGGGCAGCUGCUGCUGUUCUUUCGAGGCAGGGCUGCUGGUGACCAGCGUUGUCCUCAGGCCCUGUUCUUCUGGGCCAUGCACAUCACGGAGACUCUGCACCGGAACAUGUAGGUGCUGUUCAGCCCUGUGGCCGAGGCUGAGGAGCAGCAGCCACACCUGCGUGGCUGAGCCAUGCAGCGUGGGGCCCGCUGUCUGGCUGAGUACCAUGUGGGCGGUUAUGGGUGCUGGGUAGUGGACACGGUGGAUAUCCAGGCCGUGGUCGGGGUCAUCGGUUUUGGCCAGGCAGCUGCCAUGCAGGUAGAGCCCCUGCGCAGCCUGAACAGCGAUGGCUUCUGGCCCAUCCCGCCUCCGACUCGGCCGUUCACUCUGGAGAAAGGCGUUUUGAGUUCCAAUCAGGUGAUCCAUCGCAUCCUCCAAGGGAAAAUCACUGGUGCUUUGAACUCCCAUUUGCACAUCCUGACGUUUGAAGGGUUUAAAUAA